UGGGAUUUGGUCUGUGAGUCUAUGGUCUUGAAGAUGAUACCACAAGCUGUCUACAUGUCUGGGAUCCUAAUAGGCAGUAUUGUGUGGGGCUACCUUUCUGACAGGUUUGGGCGGAAGAUGAUAUUAAUGGCCUGCUACCUGCUGAUGACAGCCGGCGGGAGCAGCUCCGCCUUUGCGCCCAGCCUCGGCUUCUACUGUGCCUUCCGCUCCCUGACGGGCUUCGCCGUGGGGGGCGUGCUGAUCGCCAGCGCCUCCCUCCUGGUAGAAUGGACACAGAGCCAAUCCCGGACCACAGCCAUCACCCUCUUGUCCUCCGGCUACAGUAUAGGCGUGCUGCUGCUGAGCGGGCUGGCCUACCUCAUCCGGGACUGGCACAUGCUUCAUCUGGCUCUGGUUCUGCCCUGUGGAUUCUUCUUCCUCUACUCCUGGUGGAUGGCUGAGUCUGCCCGAUGGCUGCUUAUCACUGGCAAACUAGACUCUGCGCUCCGGGAACUCCGAAGAAUUGCUCGAAUCAAUGGGAAAAAGGAAGCCGGGGAGAUGCUGACCUUGGAG
Messenger RNA from Gracilinanus agilis (Agile Gracile Mouse Opossum), 552 nucleotides. RefSeq names its product solute carrier family 22 member 6-A-like. Gene Ontology annotation, biological process: transmembrane transport. The record is from RefSeq and is a predicted model, not a curated record. Gene Ontology annotation, cellular component: membrane. NCBI's taxonomy places the organism in Eukaryota, Metazoa, Chordata, Mammalia, Didelphimorphia, Didelphidae. Gene Ontology annotation, molecular function: transmembrane transporter activity. The transcript has 4 exons. The annotation marks the transcript as partial.